Molecule: messenger RNA, 420 nt
Organism: Ostertagia ostertagi
Lineage: Eukaryota; Metazoa; Nematoda; Chromadorea; Rhabditida; Trichostrongylidae
Source: the annotation of a GenBank genome assembly
AUGGUUUAUCACUGCGUUGAAGAGGGUGGAAAUGAUAGUUGCACUAGGACUAUUUUUGAGGAUAAGAACACUGCAGCAGAUUAUUUGAAGUGUAUUGCCAAGUAUGUCGAGAGACCUAUAGCUAUAGACCUGAAACACUAUGAUCACCGAGCACAUGACGAGCUCAUUGAGAGUCUUUGCAGUUUUCGAGCAAUCAAAUCCAUAAAAUAUGGUGCACGUAUAUGUGACUGUUGUGCGUGUCAGCACUUAUAUGAUCAUGCAGGACCAGAAGUUGAUCUUUUCGAAUCCCCUCCGUCCCUUGGUAGUGAUCUGGAUUAUUGUGGAUAUGAUGAUGGUCUCACCAGUCCCAGAUUUUAUUUCUCAGAGGAUUUUGAAGACGACUAUGACGACUUAAAUUUCCGUGAAGACGACGACUAUUAA